AAAAUAUCUGUUUCGCAUAAAUAGGCGUUGCUUCAAUCUCGUGAUACAGGGAAAUAAAAAGUGGUAGCCUACUAGCAGUUCCACUUCGCAUGUUGACAGAAGCUCAUCAAAGGGUCUCGCCAAAAAAGAAAAAGAAACAUGGAUGUCCGGACUGGUUUCAUCGUCUCACUCUGCUUGAUAGGAUUCACCUGCGCGGCACCAGUGAAGUACUUAGACUGCGGCUCCACUUCUGGCAAAGUGGCUGUGGUGGACGUUACCCCUUGUAACACUCAGCCAUGCCAGUUACACAAAGGACAGUCUUACAGUGUCAAUGUGACAUUCAAUAGUGCUGUGGAAAGCCAGACAAGCAAAGCAGUGGUUCAUGGUAUUAUUGCUGGAGUUCCUGUCCCCUUCCCCAUUCCCAUAGAAGAUGGCUGUAAGUCUGGAAUCCAGUGUCCCAUCAAGAAGCAGCAGAGUUAUCACUAUCUAAACUCUCUGCCGGUGAAGUCUGAGUAUCCUGCAAUAAAGCUGGUUGUGGAGUGGGAACUGAGAGAUGACAACAAACAAGACUUGUUCUGCAUCAGGUUCCCAGUUCAGAUUGUGAGCUAAACUGGCAACAAUACCUCAAA
This is a messenger RNA of Seriola dumerili (greater amberjack), 608 nucleotides long. RefSeq names its product NPC intracellular cholesterol transporter 2 (gene npc2). The record is from RefSeq and is a predicted model, not a curated record. Gene Ontology annotation, molecular function: cholesterol binding. Lineage: Eukaryota; Metazoa; Chordata; Actinopteri; Carangiformes; Carangidae. Gene Ontology annotation, biological process: cholesterol efflux; intracellular cholesterol transport. The coding region runs from base 139 to 588 and encodes 149 amino acids. The transcript has 5 exons.